This is a messenger RNA of Hyaloperonospora brassicae, 477 nucleotides long. The record is from the annotation of a GenBank genome assembly. Lineage: Eukaryota; Oomycota; Peronosporomycetes; Peronosporales; Peronosporaceae.
AUGAUUGAGUCCGUCCUGCUCGUGAGUCGCCAGGGCAAGACGCGCCUCGCCAAGUGGUACCUGAACGCCUCGCUGAAGGAGAAGACGCGCAUGAUCCGCGACAUUACGUCGCUCGUCCUCUCGCGUCCGCACAAACAGUGCAACUUUAUCGAGUUCAAGGAGAAGAAAAUCAUCUACAAGAGAUACGCGAGUCUCUACUUUAUCGCGUGCAUCUCCAAGGACGAGAACGAGCUGAUCACGCUGGAGGCUAUUCACCUGUUCGUGGAAGUGCUCGACCGCUACUUUGGCAAUGUGUGCGAGCUGGACAUCAUCUUUAACUUCCACAAGGCGUACUACAUUCUGGACGAGCUCUUUAUCGGAGGCUACCAGCAAGAGUCGAGCAAGAAAGAAAUCUUGCGCAUCUGCACGCAGCAAGAGGACUAUAUGGACGAGUCGAAAGAGGAAGGCUUCGUGCGUCCUCGCACGGGCACGCGUUAG